AUGAGUGAUAUCAAUGAAUCGAUAAAUAAAUCAACAUCAGAACAGGAUGAAAGUGAGGAAUCGUUGUGUGAUGAUGCUAAGCAGUUACUCGCUAGAAAGAUUACUCAGUUUCCUUCACGUACACCGUUUAUGACACACAGUGAUGGAGCUUUGCAGUCAACAAGUAAUGUGGUUUCAACUGGGCGCAGUACGACAUUCAGCACUCCUGUGCUUGCUUUAUCUACGAACAGUUCAACGAUACGUCGUCAAUAUGUUGAUAUCCAAGCCAAAAUCGAUGAGAAUAAGGACUUGAAAGCUAAGGUUUUCGAACUGCAGAAAGAAGUUUUCCUAAUGAAGCGAGAAUUGCCAAUAAUAAAGGAUCAGGAUGGAAAUGAUUUCACAGCUGAGUAUUUGGAAUGUCGUAAUAAGUUGUUCAAUGAAGAGACGCGUCGAAUGGAAGCAGAAGAAGAAUUACGAUUGAUGAAACUGAAUAUGGAUGAGUUGAAGAGAAUACAUGAAAGGCAAAGAGAUGAGUGGUUGUCACGAAACGAAAGACUCGUCGAAGAGAGGGAUGCGUUGAAUGAAGACUAUCUCGUUCAACAAAACGAAUUGCGUUCAAACAUACAACAAAUCAGUCAACUGACCGCACAACUCAAUAAUCUCAAUGGACAAUUGAUCAAUGAUGAUGGUACCGAAAGUCAAGCAGAUACAUCGCUGAGCAAUAUGUCGAUUUUGUCCCAUCGUGACAGGAUGAUUGAGGAUCUAAAAGGAACCAUUCUUGAGAUGACCGUUAAGGAGGAGCAAAUGAAGGGUCUAAUGGAUUCACUAAACGUGGAAAUAGGAAAGCGAAACGAACAGUUGAAUGAGCAGCUGAAGGCACUGGAUGAGGAACGUGCAAAGAACAUUCAAUCGAAACAAAUGAUAGCUCGUUUGGAACAACAGUUGAAAGAAACACAAAACGCUCACGACCUUCUGAAAGAAGAAUUGAUGAAUACGAAAAAAAAAUCCGAUGUGGAAAUGGAUAAAUUGCGUCAAUGUCUUGAGAGGCGGGAUAAAGCGAUUAAUGCAUUGUUAAGGAAACAACCAUCUGAGAUGAGUUCUUCGUUGAAUGAAAUACCGCGAGAGACAUUCACAUCGUUCGCGUCCGAACACAUUACCGAUGAUAAUCCGGUUGUGCAGAAGUUGCUCGAAAAAUUAGCUGGAAUUUCGAAAGUGAACAACGAGUUAAAAAAUGAAGUUCGAGAGUUGAAGAAGGCAGGUGCAUUCGAUCAGGAACUUGAUACGAGUGAAUUGAUCGUUUCAUCUGAUGAUGAUGAUGAUGAAAGCUCUGUUUGGGACGUUGAUCGCAUGCUUCUUGAGAAUAAGAAACUUGCUGCUGACUUAUCGAAAUUCGGCUACGGUGACAAGGAUCCGAAAUGUCAACGAUCGGAUCUUUCGACAGUGACGGAUCUGUACAGUCAUUCGAUAACUGCGCUGGAUAAUCUGGAUUCAUUGAAGAAGAAAGUUUUAUUGUUGAGACGAAUCUCACUGCGUUUAUUCGAAAAACUUCGUGGAUCAGCCACUUUUCUUCAGUCGCUGUUGGAUGAAUUUGGUCAGGGUGAAAGAGGGCGUUCGUUCUUCAAAGAGAUUGAAGCGAUGCGUAUCGAGUUUGGACGGUCUGCAUCAACUAUAAACGAGAUUGUGGACGAUAUUGAAGUUACUGAAAAUAGUAUAGUUGGAUUCAAAGCUCAGCUCGAACGUUCGAUGAAUUGUACAAUGGCGAAUGGGUCAAAGAUCAUUGAUGAUUUCGGCAAAAGUGCUUCAGAGCACAACGUUGGCAGUAUCGACAAUCAGCAGAAAAUAUCGCAAUUGGAAUCUGAAUUAAUGGAUACGAAAACGAAAUUGGCCGAGAGAGAAGAUGCGCACACAACGAUUCAGUCGCAACGUCUCGUACUUCAUGAUAAGAAUGAGGAGAUUAAACGGUUGAGCGAUGCGUUACGCGCUCGAGACGAUGAAAUCAGUCAUUGCAAAAUGGUUUGUUCGUCGAUGAAAUUGAAAACGCAUGGAUUAUUGGAUUCGAUGCGGGAUUUACUUCAAACGAGCCCCACUAAUGAGUUAAGAAAGGGAAGUGCGUCAGAUCAGAGUCACAAUUUAGAUGCUAAUACGUCUUCAUCAAGCCAUCACCAGCUUUCCUCACAGAUUGCACAAAUCGACGCUGAUAUUAACGCAGUGAGCGCAGAUUUGAAACGUAUUCAGAAUGCAUUCAAAGACUGUGAAAAGGAGCGUGAAUUGGCUGCGAAUGAAUGUGAACGUCUAUCAGAGCAAAUGACAACACUGCAGAUUGAAACAGCUGAAUAUAAAAGAGUGUAUGAUGAUGUGGCUCAACGAAAAGCACAAGCAAAGGCGAUUGGUACACAGAGCGAUUUGAAUCAGCAAGAUGUGAGCAACGCUGAAAUUGAGGAAAUGGAACAAAUCACAACUGAAUUGAUCAAAUUACGACUCAAAAACGAGACGGCCGAAAAGAAUUUGCAGUUGAUGUGUCAAGCCAUCAACAGAUUGCAAAAGGGGGUGAACGAACCGAAUGAUGCAAUUGCACAAAAUGUGCGCAAACUGAAUGUGAGUACGAUGACUUUGUUGGGUGGUAACGAGUUAGUCGAUAUGCAAGGCAGAUUAACGGACUACGCAUCAUUUGCGAACAAGAUGUAUACGUUGAUUGGAAAAUGGACUGCGAAAGAGAGUUGCAGUUUUUCGAAAACAUCAUUUACCGCUGCGGAUCUUGAGCGCAUGUAUCAGAAGAUGGUACGAAUCCAGAAAAUAAGUGAUGAUGAGAUUCUUUCAUUAAAAACGCAAAUUGAACGAGUUGAAGCGACUCGUGACCGUUCUUCAUGCGAUUUCAAUACUUCGGCGAAUGCUCGUAGACUGGAAGUGCUCCGUUCAGAGAUGACGAUCAACGAGGUUAAUGACAUGUAUCGUUCAUCACAUUCCAUUGUUGAACUAAUCAAAGAUAUGCUUACCUCAACUGCUACCAAACAUAGCUGUACAUUUGGAAGUGGUAAACAACAGUUUGACGAGAAUUCUAACGAAAACAAUUUGAAGGAAGAGGAUGUGAAUGACGCCCUGCAGAAAGCAAGAACGAUCCGUUCGCAGUUGGCCACUCUGUGCAGUCGUCUUACGCAAUAUGAAAAGGCCAAAGAGAAUUUCGAUCCAUUUGACUCGGUAUUAAUGUUUGCGCAAAUUGAUACGUUAAAAUCGGAGAAUGUGAAGUUGCAAUUAAUGUUGAGUGAUGCGCAAUCGAUGCUGAUGAGUUCACAUGAAAAACUUCGAUCACAGCCGAAUUCGGGUGCGAUGUGUGACGCAAUCGCUAGGGAGUUGGGCAAAAUCAAUCGAGCGAUGAAGUCGAUCACUCGCGACGUCAGCAAAUACCGUAAGAUGAAACAUGGAACAGCUACGAGAGCACGCACCGAAUCAUCUUGA
Anisakis simplex (herring worm) is the source of this 3432-nucleotide messenger RNA. Lineage: Eukaryota; Metazoa; Nematoda; Chromadorea; Rhabditida; Anisakidae. The record is from the annotation of a GenBank genome assembly.